CUUUCAGUAAAUACUCGUUAAGCACCCACAGUGAGCCUAAAGGAGGAAUGGAAAUACCUAAGCUGUAAAAAAAAUGGCUCCAGCUCCUGCCACCCUGGAGCUUACAGGGUAGCAGGGGAGAUACACAUUAAAUAAAUACGUACACAAAUGAUUAUUUAGGGACAGCUACAAUUUGUGUUAUGAAGAAUGUGGUGAAAAGGUAUAAUGGGGGUCCUGAUAUGAUGUAGCAUCAGAGGUGUAUGUGAGGGAGGAGUCGUUAGACAAACUUCGUGAGGAAGUGCCGUUUAAGCUGGGACUUCAUGGAUGAAUAGGAGUUGGCUGGGGGAUGCCUGGGAGUGGAAGGAGGAAGCGAUCCAGGCAGACAGGCAUUUUGUUCCGAGGCCCUGUAGCCACAAGGUGGCUGGCUCACUAGAGGAAAAGACACAAAGGUAGUAAGUUGACUUACCCCCAGACCAUCCACUAUCAAAAGCCCUCAGCUGGGAGGUUGGAAAUUGGAGAGAAACCCAGGCCCCCAGGAACUGUGUUCUCAGUUGCAUCUGUUAUCUCUUCCCUUUCAGACUCUCCCUGCCUGGUGGCAAAGACUGCCAGGUCCCAGACCCUGACCCCGAGGCCAAGCGAACAAAGGUUUUGGCUCAAAUACCCAGAAGUUGCAGAUGUGGCUCACUUUUCCCACAUGUGAACUUCAGCCAAGACACCACGACAGGGACUCUGUCCUCUGAAUGCCCUCGGAUGCCUCAAUCCUGUCCCCAUCACACGCCACUGGGUUUUGUGAGGCUAUUUAGGCAGAUAAGUUUCCCUCACUGAAGAAAAGGGAAACAGCAUGAAAGAAAACAAUGGCCCCAAAGGAAGAAUAUGUGAUUGACGUAAACGGGGAUGUUCCCUUAGGAGCAUCAUGUAUCAAAAAAGAAGCCAAGCCCCAGGUCAUUUAUUUCUCUGCCUGUUUACAUGAAAUGGAAAGAUAUGUUUAAGUUUCCUGUAGCUUUACACUGCAAAUUGAUGCUCCCAGAAAGGAAGCCGUAUGUUCCAGACGUAGCAGGUUUCUUUUGGAAUUCACAUGUUGGCAGUCUGGCGCUAUCCCCUAAAUGGUACUUUCAUUGUCUUUUUGUUCAAGACAGCAAGCUUCUUCCAGGAUCAGAACUGCCUGCCAGCCUCCGUUGAUAAACAGCCCACCAGCUCUCGUGGUAGAUCAGGUUUAAUGAUUAGCCUAACUCCUUGUUUACCUAAGUGGCAAUUACCACUGCAAUGGAAUAAUAUUUUAACUGCAGGGGAAGCAUUACGGAGAGCCCCCCAAGAAAACCUACUGGCUGGGAAUGGCCAACAGAGCUGCCCAUACUCAGAGGAGAGGACCACUCCAUCCCGGCUGGCAGAUCUCUGUGUCUGAGAUGCUGUCAUUAGACGCUGCUCCGAAGACCUAAGGAAAUGUGCCCAGGAGAAGUGUAUGGUCCCAAUCCUUUCAACUGAGGCUCAAUGGCCCAGCAAAGUAUGAAAGUGAGGCCUGUGCUUCUGAAGCAUAACAGUCUAGAGUCGGUGGAGCUUGCGAAGCAACCUCACCACCGCAGGAGCAAAUCUCAGCAGGUGCGAUUUAAGGAAGAUGGCACCAGUAAGACUCCACCUGCCCGAGCUGAGGUUGACAUCCAAACUCCUGAGCACCCGGCUGUAAUGGGCGAGACUCAGGCCUCCGGGCACCAUCACCUCCCCACCUACUCACUCUCCUUCCCCAGGUCCCAGAAGGCAGGGGGCUUUCGGCACAUCGCCAUCCAAACCUCCCCCAGUCUCAGGAAGCACUUCCCAGUUUUCAAAAGGAAGAGACUCACGGCUAGCAAGUCCCUGGUGGAAAUGCAGACAGCAUCCCAAAGUGCCAUCCAGGUGAACGGCAAUCUCUCUGAACAGGACAUUGUGUCCUCUGACCUUGCCUACUUAAGGCUGUCUCGGCAUCUUGAAGAUGGGCCUCAAAGGGUCAAGGCGUCCCACCCAUUUCUCCCUAGAAUGUCCAAGGUGCAAAGCAAUGGGCCUGUGAGCAUAUGCUUGGAAACAGGGACAUGGAGGGCCUCAGAGAAAGCAACAGCUGCCAUUCAGGUUCCAGAUGAUAUUUAUCACAGCCCUACCUGGGCAGGUAGAGAGUCCACUUUCAGCCCAGACAGGUCUGCUGAGAUUAGCAACUCCAUACCCACUUUGGUUGACAUAUGUCCAGGUGAUGGGAGAAGAGUGCCACCGUCAGAUUCAGAAAGACCCCUCUCCUGCUUAAAUGCCACCAGCGGUGCCAACCACAUGCCCGGCACAGGGAAACUUAAACCUGAAAUGCUUUUGCCCAAAGAUAACUCUGAUGACAAAGACCUUGGCCCAUUGUCAUCUCAGUCAAAGGAAACGUGUGUUCCCUCACAUCCACAGACUCACAGCUCCCCUUCGCCAGGCUCCCAUAGCCAGCCAGCCCAGCCAGGGGGAGCUUCAGAUUGUGCUUCAUCGAGUAACAAUCACCAGGAUCUGCAGUCACUCAAAACUAACAGUGAGUCAAAAUCUGCCCCUGUGUGUCAGGAGCAGAUGGCAAAGAACCCCUUCCAGUCACACAGCCCAGCGUUUCAAAACUGUCCAGAAAGCGAUCACCUCCCAUCCUCUCUUCCAAGGAGGGAGACCGAACGGCAGGGCACCACGGAAAUGGGUGCACUUAAUCCAAUCCACCUGGCACAGGGUGAGUUCUGCGACCUCCAGGGCAGGCUGCAAUCCGUGGAGGAAUCUCUGCACUCAAACCAAGAGAAAAUUAAAGUCCUUCUGAAUGUAAUUCAAGACUUGGAGAAAGCUCGAGCUCUCACAGAAGGGCGCAACUUUUAUCGAACUGGCCAAGAUCUCAACAACUGCAGGACCUGCCAGAACACAGCGUGCAUCAUAUACAGUGUAGAAUAUGACUUCCGGCAGCAGGAAGGCAGGUUCCAUGAAGUUCUACAGAGUCUGGAGGAAGCAGAGCCAGUUGCGGAGGCAUCUCCCCCACCAAAGUCCCCGGCAGAGCCCUCAGUCCCUGAGAAACAGGACUUAAGGCGGAAAACCAAGAAGGUGAAGAAGAAAUGCUUCUGGUGGAUCUGAGCUCAUGGGGACCUUUACCUCUGCCCUUCCCGAGGUGGGGAACCACUGCCCUCAGGCCUUCUCUACUUCUU
Messenger RNA from Aethalodelphis obliquidens (Pacific white-sided dolphin), 3146 nucleotides. RefSeq names its product inhibitory synaptic factor family member 2B (gene INSYN2B). The coding region runs from base 1468 to 3075 and encodes 535 amino acids. NCBI's taxonomy places the organism in Eukaryota, Metazoa, Chordata, Mammalia, Artiodactyla, Delphinidae. The transcript has 3 exons. The record is from RefSeq and is a predicted model, not a curated record.